Molecule: messenger RNA, 3681 nt
Organism: Austrofundulus limnaeus
Lineage: Eukaryota; Metazoa; Chordata; Actinopteri; Cyprinodontiformes; Rivulidae
Product: relaxin-3 receptor 1-like
Exons: 1
Coding region: 304-1452 (382 amino acids)
Biological process (GO): calcium-mediated signaling; cell chemotaxis; positive regulation of cytosolic calcium ion concentration
Cellular component (GO): membrane; external side of plasma membrane
Molecular function (GO): C-C chemokine receptor activity; C-C chemokine binding
Source: RefSeq, a predicted model, not a curated record
CAUUUUUUUGGCUGGAUUUAUUUGACAUUUUGUUUUUAGUUAAUGUGCGCCUUUGGGUUUGUUUUACGCACAGUCCGUGUGCGCAACAGCCUCUGACGCGCAGAUACCCAAGAAUCUGUCCUGGUUCUCUGAUAUCCUGCGGGACAUCUGCUUCUUUCUCUCCUCCUGUUCGACCAAUCGCAGCUCAGCAGAGGAGCAACACCUGUAUAAAAGCAGGUCAGCUGUCAUUCAGCCCAGGCGCCAUGGAGAGUACAAGAAGCCACUGAUCGCGCGGAGGAGAAAGCCGCCGCAUCAGCACUGAGGAUGGAUGAAAUAUUUAACCAAAGCRGCGCUCCCAACCGAAGUUCCGUCGGGGAUGAGAAGUUUACAUUUGAGGACAUCGACGUGAGCGCGGACGGCUCUCCCAUCCUGAGGAUAUUCAUAUCGGUGGUGUACUCUGUGGUUUGCGCAGUAGGCUUGGUGGGGAACCUGCUCGUCUUCUUCCUCAUGAGACUGAGACAAGGUCGGAAAAGGUCCACCAUCAAUGUUUUCAUCAUCAACCUGGCCGUGACGGACUUCCAGUUCGUGCUGACGCUGCCCUUCUGGGCCGUGGACACGGCGCUGGACUUCAGCUGGCCGUUUGGAGACGCCAUGUGUAAGAUCAUCCUGUCGGUCACCGUCAUGAACAUGUACGCCAGCGUCUUCUUCCUCACGGCCAUGAGCGUCACGCGCUACCURUCCGUGGCGACGGCCCUGAAGAAGAGGUCCUACAGGAGGUUUCGGUGCGUGAGGUGGGUGUGCGCGGUGCUGUGGCUGGCAGCCACGGCGGCCACGGCUCCCACGGCCAUCUUUUCCACCGUGACCGUGGUGGCCGGGGAAAAACUCUGCCUCCUCAAGUUUCCGGAGGGACACGACUGGCUCGCCCUCUACCACAUCCAGAAAAUACUGAUAGCCUUCGUCAUCCCCAUGUUUAUAGUCACCGUCAACUAUCUGAUGCUCCUGCGCUUUGUCAGGAGGAAGAGCAUGGACAGCAGCAACCCCAAACGAAGAUCCAGAGUCACCAAGUCCGUGGCUAUUGUGGUCCUGUCCUUCUUCUUCUGCUGGAUGCCGAACCACGCCAUCACCUUCUGGGGGGUUUUGGUGAAGUUCAACGCAGCCAACUGGGACACGUCGUACUACACGGUGCACACCUACGUGUUCCCGGUCACGGUGUGUUUGGCGCACACGAACAGCUGCCUGAACCCGGUCCUUUACUGCCUGAUGAGGCCGGAGAUCAGGAAGCUACUGAGCAAYUUGUUUUGGAGAGUCUCCACUCCUCCCCCGAGCAAAGGCUGCACCACGCGCUCCGUUACGCACGGAGAAGAGGUCCACGGAGUCGUGCCCCUCCAGAUUCUGGACAACGUGGAUUACACCCUGUCCAUCAUAGACCGGAAAGGCUCAUCGACCUCGAAAGUGGCCCCGUACACCCAGUGAUUUCAGCUGGUUUUGGGGGAGGGGGGCUGGUUUGUUUACUUGAAGUUGACACUUGCGCGCGUAAAAGUUUCCAAAUUUGCUCCUGUUUUAACACCAGGAAAAAAAAAAGAUGAAUUUCCAAACUUUUCUGAUCCUGACAUGUACAGAUAAAACCGUUAUUUGGCGUUUGCUAAAUCCUCCAAAMAUACUCAGUAAAUUAACAGACGUAAACGCUGGUUAGGCUCCAGUUUUGUGUUGCCCAAUAUUUGUCUUGUUCAGACUAUCGGGACAUUUUGGCUCUUGGGACUUAAGAAAAGAAACACAACAUCCUCCACUGGGAUGUACAGAGCACACAGAGAGACACAGUCUCAGCACACUGGGACCUUAAUUUAUUGACUCGAUUCUGAUUUUGCUUGAGGUUCCAGUGUUUUAUCAUGUAGAGCAAGUCUGUAAAUUACGCACUUUUCCAUCAAAUAUGGUCCAAGAUUUACCUCAUGUCAGCACAGAACAUUCAUUUACUGUAAAUCUUUCAUGGUCUAAAAAUAAAUUAUUGGCACAAUCUGCUGUUUUUAUAAAGCUCACAUUUAUCAGCUCCUACACUGGAUGUUUUCCUCUAUUAGUGAUAGUGCAGAUGUAAACAGGCUGAGCAGAACYGUCACUGCAUUUAAAUAACAAAUUCUACUCUCCUGUGUGUCGGCAGCUGGAAACCCAUCAUGUGCAUCUUAUUCCCAACACCUGUCUGAGGUUAACCCARGAGACUGCCUGCCAGCUCCAGAACACCAAACUCAGUGUGGGCACUUGUCCGCUUAGAUUUUUUAUUUUAACUUUCUUUUCAUAACACUGUGCAGGUGUUCCACAACAACUAAAAAAGUAAAUCGGCACAUUUUUUGCUUUGUCCGUCUGCAAGAAGACAUUCACAAUGCUCUUUAAAAUGGUAAAUGUGUUGUUCUUAUGCAGUAAAUUUAAAUGAACUGCCUGAAAUGUAAACUGUGCUGAUUUAAAGGAUGCUGACUCAAAGUURUGGGUCCUCUGUGAUGCUCCUGGGUCCUCCCCUGAGUAUAUUUACAGACUGAUGACACACCUGCUUCUGCUGGAGGCUUCCUUCACUGACUCUGUAACKCUUCUGACAAGACUCAUGCUAUACAUCCUACAAAACAGCACAUGCAUCUAAGUGCCAUGGUCAAACUGUUUCGCCAUCACAUGAAAGUGGUUUGUGGCUACUGUUUACUUGUACGUGUGUCCACACACCUACGCUCCAUCACUUUCCCCUUAAGUAAAUUUGACGCCAGCAGCUCAGUUUGGAUUUUGUUUUUCUGAAAUUCGACCAUCACGACAGCAAAGUCAAUUGAAAAGAGUGAGUUUUAAUGUUUGCACAUCCUGCUUUGUUCUUUUGGCCAUUUUCACUUUUCUUUCUUGCUUAAAAAGUCAUAGCUGAGCAAAAAAUAAUAAUUAUAAAAAUAAUAAUAAAAAAACAUCAAAGAAUCUAUUUUGUGCUACUUUGACACAAUUUACUCCCUGUCACACACAAUUGUCCGUGUUUCAGAUUUGAUGAUGUUUUGCACUGAUUUCUUUCAUCACUCUGACAACAAAAAAUAUACACUCAAAGUGUUUUUCGUGCACAAUUUUGAGUGAUUCAGGUUAUACAGCUAAUGUGUUUUUUUUAUAUCCAGCUGCAACCAACAAACUCCUCCUCACAGAGAUCAAUAUGUUUCCACAGAGUUGUCCUUAGUAAAUAGUUCAUGUGUCAGCUGGUGUAUGACUUCACYAACCUGCUUUGAUUUAUUCUAGCUUUUGAUUUUAAACUAAUAAAACAAGAUAAACACAAUACUUUUGCCUGCAGAUUUAUUAAUACUUUCAGCGCACGCGUGUAAUGAGUACCUGAGCAGUUUUAAAAAAGCUUUGUUUGUUACAGAGAACCUUUUGUGCCUGAAUGAAAGCKGCUCUCUGAGAUUCUGCAAAUCAAUUAAGAUGUACGCCAAGCAGUCAAAUCCAAAUCUGAUUUUAAAAGAUUUUUUGCUUCAGGACCACUUGAGAUCAGGGACCCAAAGAUCCUCAAAAAUAAAAAAAAAAUCAUUUUGUUGUUUUAUCACAGAAUUGUCAAUCAAAUCAGUAUCUGCAGAUAUCACCUGUUAUGUGUAGUUGAGAAGCAGUAAUGUGGUAUAUUGUUGUCCGACAAAACAUGUAUUUAUUGUUUGCUUAAAUUGGUGGAUGUAACAGCAGAUAAAAUAAAUAAACCAAAGGGUCCAAUGG